Messenger RNA from Andrographis paniculata, 3284 nucleotides. Its product is annotated as transcriptional corepressor LEUNIG-like. Gene Ontology annotation, cellular component: nucleus. The coding region runs from base 261 to 2993 and encodes 910 amino acids. NCBI's taxonomy places the organism in Eukaryota, Viridiplantae, Streptophyta, Magnoliopsida, Lamiales, Acanthaceae. The record is from RefSeq and is a predicted model, not a curated record. Gene Ontology annotation, molecular function: protein binding. The transcript is spliced from 19 exons.
CAAUGGCUGUUCACUCGAAAUUCGACUGUCCAGAAGCGAUUUGGAAGUAAAUUUCUUCCAGGGAGAAGCACUGGUAAGAUUUCUCCAGCGACAAAGGCUUAAUUCUUGAGCUAAUUAGAAGAAGAGCUUAACGAAGCAAGUUUAUCUGCAAAGCAAGUAGUUUCUGCUAAUGCGAAUCAGAGAUAAGGGGAGCGGAAAUAUUGGGAAAGAUUGUAUCUUAGGGAUCCAACAUUUGUAUCCUCCGCCAUUGGACUGCUAACAUGUCUCAAACCAACUGGGAAGCUGAUAAAAUGUUGGAUGUGUAUAUUCAUGAUUACUUUGUUAAAAGAGACUUGAAGGCCACUGCACAGGCUUUCCAAGCUGAAGGAAAAGUAUCGUCUGAUCCUGUAGCUAUUGAUGCUCCCGGUGGUUUUCUCUUUGAGUGGUGGUCUGUGUUUUGGGAUAUAUUUAUAGCCAGGACGAAUGAAAAGCACUCUGAAGUUGCUGCAUCUUAUAUUGAGACGCAAUUGAUGAAGGCAAGGGAGCAGCAGCAGCAACAGCAGCCACAUCAGUCACAACAUCCACAGCAGCAGCAGCAACUUCAAAUGCAGCAACUUCUAUUGCAGAGGCAGGCUCAGCAGCAGCAGCAGCAACAACAACAACAACAGCAGCAGCAGCCACAGCAGCAGCAGCAGCAGCAACAACAGCCACACCAACAACAGCCACACCAUCAGGCACAUCAACAACAGCAGCAUCAGUCACAUCAACAGCCGCAACGGCGUGAUGGUGGCCAUCUUCUGAAUGAUACUUUGAAUGGGGCUGUUGCAAAUGAUCCUUUGAUACGACAGAAUCCUGGCACUGCAAAUGCAUUGGCGACAAAAAUGUAUGAAGAGAAAUUAAAGCUUCCUGUUCAGAGGGAUUCUUUGGAUGAUGCUGCUAUGAAGCAAAGAUUUGGUGAUAAUGCGGGCCAGCAUAUGGAUCAAAAUCAUGCAUCAAUCUUGAAAUCUGCUGCAGCAGCUGGCCAGCCAUCUGGGCAAGGGUUGCAUGGCACUUCUGGUGGAAUGUCUCCCCAAUUUCAAGCUCGAAAUCAACAAUUUCCUGGUUCUACACCAAACAUCAAAACUGAAACAAAUCCUAUCAUGAAUCCUAGAGCCACAGGCCCUGAAGGAUCACUAAUUGGAAUUCCUGGUUCGAAUCAAGGUGGAAACAAUUUGACACUGAAGGGAUGGCCUCUUACAGGUAUUGAUCAGCUUCGGUCUGGGCUACUUCAGACAAAGUCAUUCAUGCAAGGUCCUCAGCCUUUUCAUCAACUACAGAUGUUGUCACCUCAGCAUCAGCAGCAGAUUAUGCUUGCACAGCAGAGUUUGUCAUCCCCAUCUGCUAGUGAUAUAGAGAACAGAAGAUUGAGAAUGCUUUUUAACAAUCGGAGUUUAUCCAUGGGGAAAGACGGGAUAUCUAAUGCAGUUGGUGAUGUAGUUGGUAGUAUGGGAUCCCCUUUGCAAGCUGGUUGUGCAGUUUUGCCGCGUGCAGAACAGGAGAUGCUAAUGAAGUUGAAAAUGGCACAACUGCAACAGCAGCAGCAACAACAAAAUAAUAUUCAAUCCCAGCAGCAACAGCUUCAGCAGCAUACAGUCUCUGGUCAGCAGCCUCAGAGUUCAAGUCACACUCUUCAGCAAGAUAAAAUCAUGGGAGCUGGUAGCGUCACUGGUGAUGGCAGCAUUUCAAAUUCCUUUCGAGGAAAUGAUCAGGCUUCAAAAAAUCAGGCUGGGAGAAAGAGAAAGCAGCCUGUAUCUUCUUCGGGCCCCGCCAACAGCUCUGGAACUGCAAAUACCGCUGGCCCAUCUCCAAGUUCGGCUCCAUCAACACCCUCAACUCACACCCCUGGAGAUGUGAUGUCGAUGCCUGCUAUGCCGCACAACAGCAGUUCCUCCAAGCCUUCAAUUCUAUGUGGAGCUGAAAAUACUGGUACUUUGACAUCACCAUCAAAUCAAUUGUGGGAUGAUAAAGAGCUUGUGUCUGCUGAUAUGGAUCGUUUUGUGGAUGAUGUGGAAGAUAAUGUGGAGUCUUUCCUGUUGCAUGAUGAUACUGAUCCUCGAGAUGCAGCUGGUCGCUCUAUGGAUGCUAACAAAGGGUUUACAUUUAUGGAAGUAAGUGCUGUUCGCGCGAGCCCCAGUAAAGUUGACUGUUGCCACUUCUCAUCGGAUGGGAAGCUGCUUGCUAGUGGUGGUCAUGACAAAAAAGCAGUUUUGUGGUACACUGAUACUUUGAAGCCAAAGAUUACGCUUGAGGAACACUCAGCUCUUAUUACAGAUGUUCGCUUUAGUCCAAGCUUGGCUCGUCUUGCCACAUCAUCUUUUGACAAGACUGUCAGAGUUUUUGAGGCAGACACUCCUGGUUACUCGCUUCGAACCUUCACCGGGCAUUCUGCUAGUGUAAAGUCAUUGGACUUUCAUCCCAACAAAGAUGAUCUCAUCUGUUCCUGUGAUAGUGAUGGUGAGAUACGAUACUGGAGUAUCAACAACGGAAACUGUGCUAGAGUUUUCAAGGGAGGCACUGCCCAAGUCAGGUUUCAACCCCGUCUUGGAAGAUAUCUUGCAGCUGCAGCCGAAAAUGUUGUGACAAUACUGGAUGCAGAGACGCAGGCUCUUCGACAUUCAUUGAAGGGUCACAUAAAACCAAUUAUUUCUAUCUGCUGGGACCCCUCCGGAGAGCUUUUGGCAUCUGUUAGCAAUGAUUCAGUGAAAGUUUGGACAUUGAGAUCUGGAAGUGAAGGGACCUGUUUACAUGAGCUCAGUUGCAACGGCAACGACUUCCACUCUUGUGUUUUCCACCCUACAUGUUCAUGGCUACUGGUUAUCGGUUGCUACGAGACAUUGGAGCUCUGGAACAUGAAUGAAGACAAGAGGGUGUCACUCAAUGCACACGAAGGCUUGAUUUCAUCAGUGGCCGCAUCACCGGCAGCAGGGUUGGUUGCUUCAGCGAGUCACGACAAAAUUGUGAAACUAUGGAAAUGAUUCCAAGGUUUUAAUGCCUUGUUUUCAUACUACAUGCUGUUUAUGGAUUAUGAUAACCCUGCUUCUGCUAUGUUUUGAUCAAUCUCCUGGGGAACUCAGAAAGGGUUUAGGCAUCUGAGAAUUAUGUAAUGUGGUCAUAACUGUAUUUAUCUGUUGGAAUUAAGACUUGUUAUAUUUGCCUAGGUGGUAGAUUUGGUUCUGCACAAACACAGGUUAUGUUAUGGUAAAUUUUCAUCUAAUAGUGUGGAAGUAACAGAGGGAAAAGCAAUCAAUAUUCAGCUAAAAGUUUCA